Molecule: messenger RNA, 848 nt
Organism: Thunnus maccoyii (southern bluefin tuna)
Lineage: Eukaryota; Metazoa; Chordata; Actinopteri; Scombriformes; Scombridae
Product: hepatitis A virus cellular receptor 1 homolog
Exons: 4
Coding region: 330-848 (172 amino acids)
Source: RefSeq, a predicted model, not a curated record
AUAUUAAAGUACAUUUUAAAGAGGAAGGGAGUCAAUGCAUCUGUUACUGAUAAUAUUCCACAAACAUCCGCUUUACAACAAACAAACAAUCUUUUUCUCAGAGCAUCAAACUGAACAGAUGAUCAGAUAAGAAGAUGCUGACGGUUAUUAACAGAAUGAAACUAAGAUGUUUAUCUUCAGAUCUUCUCAGUAAAGAAAACAGAAUCUGGAUUUUAGUUUCUGACGAGACUCGAAGGAUCUGAAACAUAAAGUUGAAGCUGUUUAAGCAGCAACAUUAACAGAGUCUGUCUGUGUUUGUGUCUUCAGUCAUUGAAUGCAGCAGCAGCAGCAUGAAGGUUGUUGGUCGAGCAGGUGAGAACGUCACUCUGCCGUGUAAAUAUGACUUUAAGAAUAAAGGAGCGACGGAAGCUUGCUGGGGUCGAGGAGAAAUACCACUUUCAAAAUGCAACAACCAGAUCAUCUCCACAGACGGACAUAAAGUGAUAGAAUCAACCAGAGUUUCCAGCAGGUAUCAGUUACUGGGACGACUGGAGGAUGGAGAUGUUUCUCUGACGAUCCUGAACACCACAGAGGAAGAUGCUGGAUGGUACGGAUGCAGAGUGGAGAUACCUGGGUGGUUCAAUGAUGAAAAACAUCACAUCGAUCUGAUCAUUGAGAAAGAUCCAGCUCCUCAGUCGACAACGUCAACAACAACAAACGAAGAGACGAGUACAGAACAGACGACAGACACUUACGCAACAAGUCAUGUGACUCCUACAGAGAGCGUCUCAACUUCACCCCCGGACAGCGCCGAGGCCAAGCUGCUGAUGACUCAGCAGGUGUUGAAACAACAUGAACCAAAAGUCUAG